Messenger RNA from Stomoxys calcitrans (stable fly), 7806 nucleotides. It is a transcript of the gene cac, whose product is annotated as voltage-dependent calcium channel type A subunit alpha-1. Gene Ontology annotation, molecular function: high voltage-gated calcium channel activity; calcium ion binding. NCBI's taxonomy places the organism in Eukaryota, Metazoa, Arthropoda, Insecta, Diptera, Muscidae. Bases 2086 to 7806 code for a protein of 1906 amino acids. The transcript is spliced from 34 exons. Gene Ontology annotation, cellular component: membrane; voltage-gated calcium channel complex. The record is from RefSeq and is a predicted model, not a curated record. Gene Ontology annotation, biological process: chemical synaptic transmission; calcium ion import across plasma membrane.
UUCGUUGAAAUUUUUUCCCCAAAUGGUUAGACAAAAAUCGUUGGUAGCUCUGUGAAAAAUUUAAAAUAAAUUGGUUUGCUUUGGAAGAAGUUUGCAUGCGAAAAGCAAAGUGUAGAGUGAAAUUUUGCUAAGGAAUUAUAUAUAGAAGUUAUAAAAACAUAGCAAAUAAAAGCUGCUGGAACAAGAGUGUGAAAAUUGCCAAACAACAAAAAAUAUUUGGGAAAAAAUUCAAAAAAAAAAUUAAACAAACUUUUCCAAAGAUCUACUACUUUAAGUGCAUAUUAACAAAUGCCAUUGCAACAAUUCAUCAAUAAAAGAUCUGUGAGGGAAACCCCCUUGAAGUGCCUGUAUAGGCCUUCGUAAACUAACAACGGUAACAACAAAUUCCCCCAGAAUCGAAGAGAUUCUAGGGAAUUUCUUUGUGGGCGUCUGCAUGAAUCAAACCAACCAACACCAACACAUUUUUGUAAAUAAAUUAACAAAAACAACAAGCCAAUAAACAACUAAGACAACAACAACAACUGCGUCAUCAAUUGCCGAAUGUAAUUGAAAAUACUCAUUGAAAAAUCCUCAUCGAGUGAAAACACAAAAAAACACACAUUUUUGGAAAUUGAACAUCCAAAUAAUUUCAACGUUUCAACAACAAACCCAAAAAAAAAAAAAAAUAUCCCAAAAAAUUUAAUCUGUGAUUUUUGUGAUUUAUUUUAAAAAUUAUUUCCUCCGUCACACUCAAAACCAAAAAGAAAAUCAAUCUCGAAACCAAAUGAAAUUCUGAAUUAAGUCACUCACUAAAACAUACAAAUUCUCCACAUCACUGCUGUGUAAAUAUAAUCAUUACAACAACAACAACAACAAAACAAAUACAUGUAUAAAUAAACCAACCAACACAAUAACAUCUCAUAAUCAAAAAAAGAAAAAAAAAACAAAAAGGAAAAUAUUAAGGCAAAACGAGUUGAAAUAAAUUUCAACGAAAAAUCCAAAUAAAAAACAAACAAACGAAGCAAAAAAAAAUAUAUUCCAGUAAAACCGCGUCCAGUAACCGCAAAAGGAAUAAAACGACAAAGCAGCAGAAGAAGAGAAGACAAAACCGAUAACUAAACCAAAGUUUAACUUGUAGUUACCCCACAACAGCAACAACUACAAUAAGAACCACUACAACAACUACCAACACCACCACACUUAGAGAAGCGAAUAUUUUUUCUGCUUAACCGCAAAAGUAGCUGAAAACCUCACUUCAACGGGGGAAAAAAAAACAAAGAAACGCAAGGCAAAAUCCGAAAUCGAGAAACCCAAAUCCCCUACCCUUCGAAUAACACAAAGAGAGACGACGAUCCUUAUGCCAACUUUAAAAAGAAGCAUUUAGCACUUCGUCAACACCGUAGUCGUUCUCGACAUCGUCAUCAUCGUCGCUGUCGUCCUUUACGCAUUUGUCUUCGUUGUCGUGGUCGUCAUCAUCGUCAUCAUUGCCGUUUGUUGAUGUACUCUUAUUUCCUGUUAUCCUGCCACACUGCUUCUGGUUCUUCUACUCGCAAUUGAAGUUACACUAACUAUUAGUGUAGUAAGCGAGUGAGUGAGUGUUUUGGGGUAAUUGUCACCGUUCCCCCUAUUAUGUGUAUGUGUGUUUACGUGUGUAUGUGAAAGCGUGGUCGACAUCCUUGUCUCCUUAAAACAAGGAACAAAAAGUGUUGUUUGCUUAACACCAAUCUAGUAGAAGCUCUAGAGCAAGCAGAAAAAGCCGUAACAUAGUGGAGUAACUUAAUACAAAAACAAAAAAGUAGAAAAAAAAACCAAAAACCCCGGAAAAAAGAAACCCCUUCAAAAAAAAACCGUAAAGGAAAUUCAUUAUCUGUGUCAUCGUCGUCGUCGAUUGCAUGCCAUGUGUAUGACGUGUCAAUCUACACAAAUGUGUGUGGCCGUACAUCUGGUGUAACACAAUUAUGGCCGAGCGGUCGUCCUAUCAAUAUCAGAAAUUGGAUAUACUGACGGUUGGCAGCGGCUCAGGAAGCGGCGCUAGCAGGGCAUCAACAGGGCUCCACAAGCGGGGGGCACUCGGGUCGAAGGGGAGCCCAUCGCUUAGCUGAUAGAAUGGGUGGCCCAAAGAAAGAAGAGACACCACCUGGUGGUGGUCCCACAUCAUUAUUUAUCCUCACCGAGGAUAAUCCAAUUAGAAAAUACACACGUUUCAUAAUAGAAUGGCCGCCCUUCGAGUACACUGUGUUAUUGACAAUCAUUGCCAACUGCGUUGUGUUGGCAUUAGAAGAACAUUUGCCUGAGUGUGAUAAAACAGUAUUGGCCCAAAAGCUGGAAAAAACGGAGACCUAUUUUUUAUGCAUUUUCUGUGUAGAAGCAUCGCUCAAGAUCCUUGCCUUAGGUCUAGUUUUGCAUAAACACUCCUACCUCAGGAAUAUUUGGAACAUCAUGGAUUUCUUUGUAGUAGUGACGGGAUUCAUGACACAAUUCCCACAAUUAGGGCCCGAAGUAGAUCUAAGAACUCUUAGGGCCAUACGUGUGCUAAGGCCCUUAAAAUUAGUCUCUGGAAUUCCUAGUUUACAAGUAGUUUUAAAGUCCAUAAUAAAAGCAAUGGCACCGUUGCUGCAAAUCGGUCUCUUGGUGUUGUUUGCCAUCGUUAUAUUUGCCAUCAUUGGACUCGAGUUCUAUUCGGGUGCUUUACAUAAGACUUGUUAUAGUUUAGAAGAUCCAAAUAAGCCUGUAAAAGAAGGUGAAUCAGAAACACCGUGUAAUACGGAUAAUGCCACAGAUAAAUCAGGUGGUUCAUAUGUAUGUAAUUAUACGACGAGUAUGUGUUUGGAAAAAUGGGAUGGACCAAAUUCUGGCAUAACUAGUUUUGACAAUAUCGGUUUUGCCAUGUUGACUGUAUUCCAAUGUAUCACUAUGGAAGGCUGGACAGCAAUACUGUAUUGGACCAACGAUGCUUUAGGUUCAACAUUUAAUUGGAUAUACUUCGUGCCUCUUAUAGUUAUAGGCUCAUUUUUUAUGCUCAACUUAGUUCUUGGUGUUCUUAGUGGUGAAUUUUCCAAUGAACGUAAUCGCGUCGAACGUCGCAUGGAAUUUCAGAAAUGUCGUUUUAAAACCAUGUUUCAAACGGCCAUGGUCUCAUAUCUUGAUUGGAUAACACAAGCAGAGGAAGUGAUAUUAGCCGAAGAGCGUACAACCGAAGAGGAGAGAAUGCACAUAAUGGAGGCACGAAGACGCAAUGCUGCCAAAAGAAAAAAACUGAAAAGUCUGGGCAAGUCCAAGUCAACGGAUACCGAAGAAGAGGAGGGUGAAGAAGAUUAUGGCGAUGAUGGCUACUUAAAAACUCGUUCAAAACCUCAAGGAAGCUGUGUGGGUUUCUGGCGUAUAGAGAAAAGUUUUCGCUAUUGGAUACGCAAGACCGUAAAGAAGCAAUGGUUCUAUUGGUUUGUCAUAGUUCUGGUGUUCUUGAAUACAGUGUGCGUAGCAGUGGAGCACUAUGGACAACCGCCGUAUUUAUCUGAUUUUUUAUACUAUGCUGAAUUUGUAUUUUUGGGCCUUUUCAUGUCGGAGAUGUUCAUCAAGAUGUAUGCGAUGAGCCCCAGGAUAUAUUUCGAAUCGUCGUUUAAUCGUUUCGAUUGUGUCGUCAUUAGUGGUUCGAUUUUCGAAGUUAUAUGGUCUGAAGUUAAGGGUGGCUCAUUCGGUUUAUCCGUUUUGAGAGCGUUACGUUUGCUGCGUAUAUUCAAAGUGACCAAAUACUGGUCAUCACUGCGAAAUCUUGUGAUUUCGCUAUUGAACUCGAUGAGAUCCAUCAUUUCAUUGUUGUUCCUGCUCUUCUUGUUCAUACUGAUAUUUGCCCUACUUGGCAUGCAAUUGUUUGGCGGGCAAUUUAAUUUUAGUACGGAAACCCCCGAAACCAAUUUCAACACAUUUCCCAUAGCCUUACUGACUGUCUUUCAAAUUCUGACCGGUGAAGAUUGGAAUGAAGUUAUGUAUCAGGGUAUUAUAUCACAAGGUGGCGCUAAAAGAGGAAUGAUUUACUCUGUUUACUUUAUCGUUUUGGUACUCUUCGGUAAUUAUACAUUGCUAAACGUGUUCUUGGCUAUCGCUGUUGAUAAUUUAGCAAACGCCCAAGAAUUAACUGCUGCCGAAGAGGAACAAGUCGAGGAAGAUAAAGAGAAACAAUUACAAGAAUUAGAAAAAGAAAUGGAAGCGCUACAAGGAGACGGUGUCCAUGUGGAGAAUGGCGGCGAUGGCGCUGCCGCAGUUAAAGCGAAAAGCAAAAAGAAGGAAGAAGAAAAGAAGGAGGAGGAAGAAGUUACGGAGGGUCCAAAACCAAUGUUGCCAUAUUCAUCAAUGUUUAUAUUAUCACCAACAAAUCCCAUAAGACGUGGCGCCCAUUGGGUCGUUAAUUUACGUUACUUUGAUUUUUUCAUUAUGGUCGUCAUCUCAUUGUCAUCGAUAGCGUUAGCGGCUGAAGAUCCCGUUCGUGAGAAUUCACCACGAAAUAAAAUUUUGAAUUAUUUCGAUUAUGCAUUUACCGGCGUAUUCACAAUAGAAAUGUUACUGAAAAUUGUAGAUUUAGGUGUUAUAUUACAUCCUGGCAGCUAUUUAAGAGAAUUCUGGAAUAUUAUGGAUGCUGUGGUCGUUAUAUGCGCUGCUGUUAGUUUUGGUUUCGAUAUGAGCGGUAGCAGUGCUGGACAAAAUUUAUCAACAAUCAAAUCGUUGCGUGUCCUUCGUGUCCUGCGACCAUUAAAAACCAUUAAACGCGUACCCAAAUUGAAAGCCGUCUUCGACUGCGUAGUUAAUUCAUUGAAAAAUGUUGUUAACAUUCUAAUCGUGUACAUAUUAUUUCAAUUUAUAUUUUCUGUCAUUGGUGUACAAUUAUUCAAUGGGAAAUUUUUUUAUUGUACGGACGAAAGUAAACAUACUGCCUAUGAGUGCCAGGGUUCGUAUUUUAAAUUCGAAGAAGGAGAAAUACUGCCAAAGCAAGAGGCUCGCAUGUGGAAGGCGCAAAGUUUUCACUACGACAACGUUGCAGCUGCAAUGUUGACACUAUUCGCAGUACAGACCGGCGAAGGAUGGCCACAAGUACUGCAACACUCCAUGGCUGCCACUUACGAAGAUAGGGGUCCAAUACAAAAUUUCCGGAUUGAAAUGUCCAUAUUUUAUAUCGUUUAUUUUAUCGUAUUUCCAUUCUUCUUUGUAAACAUAUUCGUGGCCUUGAUUAUCAUUACUUUCCAAGAGCAAGGCGAAGCUGAGUUACAAGAUGGUGAAAUUGAUAAAAAUCAGAAAUCAUGUAUAGACUUUACAAUAGGAGCGCGACCAUUAGAACGCUACAUGCCCAAAAAUCGUAAUACAUUUAAAUAUAAAGUAUGGCGUAUUGUCGUAUCGACACCCUUCGAAUACUUUAUAAUGAUGCUUAUUGUGUUCAAUACUUUAUUGCUGAUGAUGAAGUAUCAUAAUCAAGGUGAGAUGUAUGAAAAAUCGCUGAAAUAUAUCAACAUGGGAUUUACGGGGAUGUUCAGUGUAGAAACUGUACUGAAGAUCAUUGGAUUCGGUGUAAAGAACUUCUUUAAAGAUCCCUGGAACAUCUUUGAUCUGAUCACCGUCUUGGGCAGUAUAGUCGAUGCAUUAUGGAUGGAAUUUGGGCACGAUUCGAACUCAAUCAACGUUGGCUUCCUGCGUUUAUUUCGUGCGGCGCGUCUUAUAAAACUGCUGCGUCAAGGAUACACGAUACGUAUUCUGCUGUGGACAUUCGUACAAUCAUUCAAAGCACUUCCAUAUGUCUGUCUUUUGAUAGCCAUGUUAUUUUUUAUCUAUGCCAUUAUUGGUAUGCAGGUAUUCGGAAAUAUCAAACUAGGGACAGUGGAAAAUACCAUUACUAGGCACAACAACUUCCAAUCAUUUGUACAAGGUGUCAUGCUCCUAUUCAGAUGUGCAACGGGCGAGGCGUGGCCGAACAUUAUGCUGGCGUGCCUUAAGGGGAGGCCAUGCGAUGAAGAAGCCGAAAAGGGUGACGAAACAUGUGGCUCCACAUUGGCCUAUGCCUAUUUUGUAUCGUUUAUAUUCUUUUGUUCAUUUCUAAUGUUGAAUUUAUUCGUGGCUGUUAUUAUGGAUAAUUUUGAUUAUCUAACAAGAGAUUCCAGUAUAUUGGGCGCCCAUCAUUUAGAUGAAUUUGUUCGGAUAUGGGCUGAAUAUGAUCCAAAUGCGACUGGUCGAAUACUCUAUACGGAAAUGUAUGAUAUGUUAAAAAAUAUGGAUCCUCCAUUGGGGUUCGGUAACAAAUGUCCCAAUCGCCUCGCCUUCAAGAAAUUAAUACGUAUGAAUAUGCCCCUGGACGACGAGCUGAGAGUGCAAUUUACGACGACGUUGUUUGCAUUGAUUCGUGAAAAUCUUAGUAUAAAAAUGAGAGCGGCGGAAGAAAUGGACCAAGCCGAUUCUGAACUUAGGGAAACUAUAGAAAAAAUAUGGCCAUUGCAAGCCAAAAAAAUGCUGGAUCUACUGGUGCCGCCCAAUGAUCAAUUGAACAAGGGCAAAAUGACAGUGGGUAAAAUCUAUACAGGAUUGUUGUUGCUAGAAGGAUAUCGCAUAAGACGCGAUGGCGGCGGUGUACAAGGAGGAAUGCCGAAGCAAUCAUUUUUCGAUUGCCUACUCGAUAUGGCCGCUCAUGAAAAAGGAGGAUCACGCCAGGGCUCCAUAAGCUACGAACCAAAUGGUCACGAUGCUGCCAAUUCGCAAACACAUUUAUUGGCGAAUAUACAUCAUCCGACCAAUGGUGACUCAGAACAUGGCAGCUUGGCAACACUGGCCCGGCGCAGUACAAUGCGAAAACGUUCCGUUAGAAACAAUAAAAAGAUGUUGGAAUUAAGGGAUGCACCCAGGCAUCCAUCUCAGGAAUCAUUAACCGGUGCCGAUGCUGGUCAUUUACAUCCUGGACACGCCUACCAAAAUGGCCAUCGAAGAUCACCUAGUUUAAGAUCACCAAGUCCUCGACGGCGUGGCCAUCCAUACACACAUCAUGAUAUUGGGUUCUCUGAUACUGUAUCUAAUGUGGUGGAGAUGGUCAAGGAAACCCGUCAUCCAAGAGGAUAUGGUCAUCAUGCGCGUUAUCCAAGAGGUUCAUGGUCAGCAUCGACAAGUCCGGCCCGUUCGCCUUCACCGUCACGUUAUGGUGGCCACACCAGACGCCCUGAACUGCCUUAUCCCGCAUAUGGGACAACAAGUCUAUGUCAAAGAUCACGAUCACCGAGUCCUGCUAGAAUACAGGAGAUGCGUGAAAGAGAUAGACUUGGCUAUGGGAUUGAUAUGGGUGGACCCCAUGGCCAACAUAGUUACCCAAAUUUAAACCAUCGCCGUGGUGUUGGUAGACGACUACCACCGACACCCAGUAAACCAUCGACUUUGCAGCUAAAGCCAACAAAUAUUAAUUUUCCAAAAUUAAAUGCAAGUCCAACACAUACACAUCACUCAACACCUCAUAGUGUUCACUCGUUGGUAAACCACCGCGAUCUAAUACCGGACCCUAGAGAGUUGUAUUAUAGCAGUAGAGAACGUGAGCGUGAUCGGGCUCGUUACAGGGACCGCUUACGUGACUACGAUCCACGAUAUGAAUAUCGAGAUCGAGAGCGUGAGCUAUAUGAACGAGAACGAGAUCGUGAGAUGGAGUUUGAAAGAGAAAGACUGGAAUACAUACCACCCUUGUCGUUUGAACAAGCGGUUGCUAUGGGCAGAACGGGGAGAGUGUUACCCUCGCCGGUAAUGAAUGGCUAUAAGCCAAAGGGCAGCCACCAUGCACGCCACUCCGAUUCCGAUGAGGAGGACUGGUGCUAG